This is a messenger RNA of Dioszegia hungarica, 2886 nucleotides long. Its product is annotated as putative potassium:hydrogen antiporter. Bases 1 to 2886 code for a protein of 961 amino acids. Gene Ontology annotation, molecular function: antiporter activity. Lineage: Eukaryota; Fungi; Basidiomycota; Tremellomycetes; Tremellales; Bulleribasidiaceae. The record is from RefSeq and is a predicted model, not a curated record. Gene Ontology annotation, cellular component: membrane. The transcript has 7 exons. Gene Ontology annotation, biological process: proton transmembrane transport.
AUGCCUCCUCCACCUUUCCUCGACUCGUUUGUCCGAGCAGACGCACCAUCGGCCAUGUCGAGCAUACUCGAGAGCGCGAUAGGCCAUGCCGCAAGUCGCCUCAGGGAGCUGUCGCCGCGGGAUAUCUCGUCGACCAUCCUCAAUGGCAACGAUCCAACAACGGUGGAUCCUAGUCAUCCCAUCACCCUCUUCAUCAUCCAGCUCCUCAUCAUCAUCGCAUUCACCCAAUCCCUCGGCUGGGCAUUCCGGUACAUCAAGCAGCCCGCCGUCAUCGCCGAGGUCAUUGGCGGUAUCAUCCUCGGUCCCACCGUCAUGGGUCGUAUUCCCGGCUUCACCCAGCACAUCUUCCCCCAACCCUCCGUCACAUAUCUCAACCUCGUCGCGAACCUCGGUCUUAUCCUCUUCCUCUUCCUCAUUGGCCUCGAAGUCGACGUCGGCGUCAUGAAGCGAAACGGCAAGGCCGCUGCACUUGUCUCUGUCGCUGGGAUGGUCUUACCAUUCGCACUGGGCGCUGCCGGUGCUGUACCAACAUACCACAACUUUGUGGAUACCAGCCGGGUCUCGUUCGGCCACUUUCUGCUCUUCGUCGGUGUCGCCAUGGCCAUCACCGCCUUCCCGGUCCUCUGCCGUAUCCUUACCUCCACCAAGCUCCUCGAUACUCGGGUCGGAGUCAUUGUCCUCGCCGCGGGCGUAGGGAACGAUGUCGUCGGAUGGGUCCUGCUCGCGCUCACCCUCGCGCUGGUGAACGCUGGUAGCGGACUGACAGCACUCUACAUGCUGCUGCUGGCAGUGGCUUGGACCAUCCUCAUGCUCUGGCCGAUCAAGAAGGGGUUCCGCUGGUUGGCGAAGCGGACCGGAAGCCUGGACCACGGGCCUACACCGGCGAUGAUGACUGUUACGCUGGUCAUUGUCUUCAUCUCGGCCUUCUUUACCGGUAUCAUUGGUGUACACCCCAUCUUCGGUGCCUUCAUCGCUGGUCUCAUCAUUCCUCACGAAGGCGGUUUCGCCAUUGCGCUCGUGGAGAAGAUUGACGAUUUAGUCGCCAUGCUUUUCCUGCCAAUCUACUUUGUCCUUUCUGGACUCUCUACCAACCUCGGCCUGCUCGAUUCAGGCAUCUCAUGGGCCUACAUCAUCAUGUUCAUCGUCAUUGGAUGGUUCGGCAAAUUUGCCGGAUGUGCAGCAGCGGCAAGGUGGUUGGGCUAUACGCUCCGCGAGAGUGGGGCUAUUGGCAUGUUGAUGAGUUGUAAGGGUCUCGUUGAGAUCAUCGUCCUCAACGUUGGCUACAAUGCCAAGAUCAUCGACCAGCGCUUAUUCUCUAUGUUCGUCGUCGUCGCUGUCGUCCUUACUUUCGUCACUACGCCCGGUACGCUCUGGAUCUACCCCGAGAAACACCGCAUCCGUGGUACCGCAGCCAACGACGGACCUUCUCGGCGCAAAGACAAGGAAGGGCAGACUGCCGGGCUCAGCACGCUAGCGGGUGCCUCGGGCGGCCGGGAGCAGACGGAUCGGAUCCUCGUCGUCUUGCAAAAGAUCGAGCAUCUAUCGGCGGUCAUGUUCAUCACGCAAAUGCUCGAGCCGGCUUUCAAGUCUCGCAGUCCGCCUGUCGCGUCCGACCAGGCGCUGAUCAAGGCGUCGGCCGGGAAGCACCACGGUGGAGACGGCGACAUCUCGGACGUCUCGGUCAAGUCGUCUCCCUCGCGGAACUCUACGGCUCUGCCUACUCUUGGCGAGCAAGCCAAUGCGGACGGCGGCCUCCGAAUCGACGCACUCAAGCUUAUCGAGCUUACUGGGCGGACGUUCUCGGUCAUGCAGUCGGCGGAGAAGGAUCAGCUGCUCCUCACGGACGAUGCCCUACAGCUGUUCAAACAGUUUGGCCGGCUCAGAGGCUUCGAGAUUACCCCACAUAUCGAUAUCGUCGGUGCCGACUCGUACCCCCAAGCUAUCGCUGAGCGCGUCACCAACCUCGACUCGGAACUCGUCCUCCUUCCAUGGACCAUCCCCGUCGUUGGCCAGUCCAGCAUGCUGAUCGACCCCUCGCCCGAGGCAGCCAUGCGCGAGGGCAUCCCCGUCGCUCCUUCCACUUCACCCUUCGAGUCCAUCUUUGGACUCGACUCGCACGGCUCACCCAUGUACACCCACUUUGUCCGUCGGGUCUUUGCGGAAUGUCCCGCUGAUAUCGCCCUUUUCGUCGAUCGGGGCUUCGGGUCAUCCAGCAACUUUACGCCGGGCGCGGGUCAGCACAUCUUUAUGCCCUUCUUUGGCGGUCCAGACGACCGGCUGGCGCUCCGCUUCGUCGUGCAACUAUGUCAGCAUGAGGGGGUCAGCGCGACGGUGGUCAGGAUUGAGAAGGAGGGCGAGGGUUACUUUGGCGAGUCGGGCGGUGAUGAAGCUGCCAGGGCGCACCAGGCGGCUCUGCAGAACAACCAAUUGACUAUACAUCCUUCUCAAUCACCCCAGGUCAUCAACAACCUCAUGUCCGAGACAGCGGACGGUAUCGCCUGGGAGUACUACACCUCUCCCGACAAUGCUCACGUAUCACACAUCACCACCGCUCUCCAGCGGGUCACCUUCCACUCCCUCAAAUCCUCCACUCCGCUCACCUCCACCCUCAACAACGCCGAAGUCACCGCGGCAACUACCUCGGGACAUCACAUGUGGCGGCCUCUGCUCAUUGUCACUGGUCGUGGCCGGCGCGCUGGCGCGAUGAACCACGAGAAUGAGCUUAAUCGCUUGUUGAGCGACAAGGGGCGGGAUCCGAGCGUGGGCGCCGAGCUGAGAAAGACGGUGGGGGAUGUUGCGACGAGCCUGAUACUUGGUGGUGGAAAGGGGAGCGGGGCGAGCUUCUUGGUGCUGGAGAGUGGGGCGGGCAAGGGCGUGUCGGCUUAG